Molecule: messenger RNA, 2352 nt
Organism: Vigna unguiculata (cowpea)
Lineage: Eukaryota; Viridiplantae; Streptophyta; Magnoliopsida; Fabales; Fabaceae
Source: RefSeq, a predicted model, not a curated record
AUGGGGUAUGUUAAUAUUAAGGAGUUAUGGUAUGCAAUAGAGAAUGCCAUGUAUAAGUUGGAGGAUGACAAAAGUGCAAUAAAUAUGAUGCACAUUGCCAAACACUAUGGCCAGGUUCAUAUGUUUGUUGUGCAUGGUAUAUCUGAAGCAGAAGUUGUGGAAAAUGACUUAGAGGAUCGACAGGGUUUGCUUUGUGGGGCUGAGUUAGAGAGUGGAGAGGACAGUCACAUAAAUGCGAAGGUACAGGAGGUUGAGAAGGAGGUACAUGAGGUUGAGGAGGAGGUCCAAAAGGAGGUUGAGGCGGAGGUUGAAAAUGAGGUUGAGGAGGAGGUUAAUGAGGAGGUUCAUGAGGAGGUUAAUAUGGAGGUUGAGGAGGAGGUUCAUGAGGUUCAGGUUGAAGUGCAGAUGGGGGGUGAUGGUUUAAGUGAAUGGAGUGUGGAGGUGAAUAAUCAGCAAGAGUCUAACCAGGUGGAACAUAUUGAAAAAGAGAAUGAAAGUGAGGAAGAGGAAUACAGUGACAGUGAGGAAGAUGGUAAUUAUGUAAUUUCGGAUAGAGAGACAACAGGAGAUGAAUGGCAAUCAGAUGACCUCCUUAGUCUUAAUGAAAGUGAUGAUGAAGGUUGUGUUGAUGAAAGUUCAGGUGAUGAAGGGGGCAGCUGUGGUCCUUUUGGGACAUUUGUCAUGCCCAAUUCCAUGGCUGACUAUAGGUGGGAUGUGGGCACAAAUUUCAUAGAUAAGGAACAUUUCCAAGAAGCCAUAAUAACUUAUGCAGUUCAUUCUGGUAGAAACAUAAGAUGGGUUAAAAAUGAUAAACAAAGAGUGAGGGUGAAAUGUAUGGGGGCACAAGGAAAAUGUGAAUGGUCCGCAUCUGCUGCAUAUAUUCCAUUACGCAAGACAUGGCAACUAAGAAAAGUGGUUGAUAGGCAUAACUGUUCUAGGGAGUUUAAACUUAAGAUUAUGAGUGCAAAAUGGCUGCGUAAGAAGGUAGAGAAAUCUUUGAUAGAAAAUCCUAAAUUCAAGAUUAAGGAUGUGCGAGAAAAAGGGUUGAGGAAGUGGAAUACAAGUAUUUCAGUGACUAUGGCUCGUAGGGCAAAAUCCUUAGCUUCAGACCAAGUGGAAGGGUCAUUCAAAGAACAGUUUCGAAGAAUACAUGAUUAUGCUUAUGAAAUUUUGAGAUGCAAUCCAGGUAGCACAGUCAAAGUUAAAGUGGAUGAAAUGCAAGUGGCCAGGGAUGCUAACGACCAUAUGCUUCCUCUAGCAUACGCCAUUGUGGAGGUAGAGAACAAAGAGACUUGGAAAUGGUUUUUGGAAAUCCUAGUGGAUGAUCUAGGAGGACCUGAAGUCUGUGGGGGCAUGUACAUUUAUGUCAGAUCAACAAAAGGGUUUGUUGCCUGCAAUUCAGGAGUUAUUACCUGGUGCAGAGCAACGAUUUUGGUAAUGAGAGAUAUAAAAAAGGAGAAUAAGGAUGCUUUCAAGUACCUCAUUGCUAUACCACCUAGGUUUUGGUCCAGAUCAAGAUUCACUAGGAAUGCUGUCACUGACAUAGUAGUAAAUAACAUGACAGAGGCAUUUAACAGUGUGCUUGUUGAUGCUAGAAGCAAGCAUGUUAUCUCAAUGUUGGAAGACAUACGAAUAUACAUGAUGAAGAGAUGGCAAUCUAAAAGACAAAAGCUGGAAAAAAUGGAAGGGCAAAUCUGUCCUAAAAUUAACAGCAAACUACAAGAAGAAUCCAAAAAAACUAGAUAUUGGAUCCCAAGUUGUGCUGGGGGGAAAGUAUUUGAAGUUGCACACCUAUCAGUGGUAGGUGACAAGUAUGUUGUAAACCUAGACACCCAAGAUUGCAGCUGCAGGAAGUGGAUGAUAACUGGCAUCCCGUGCUGCCAUGCACUUGCUGCCAUCAGGUUCUUGAACUUGAAUGCAGAAGAUUAUAUCCCCCUAUGUUUCAGGAAAUCAAGUUUUGAAGAGAUGUACAACUCCAUUAUCUACCCUAUCAAUGGACAAAACAUGUGGCCCACCACUGAUUUCCCAGAUGUCAUGCCUCCACAUAAAAGGAUUAUGCCUGGGCGACCCAAGAAAAAGAGAAGGUUGGAACAAUGGGAGUUGAGGAAAGAUGACAUAACUGCAGCUUCCCCACAAUCACAAAUAGGUCUUAAAGCUUGGGUGCGAGAAGAGGGAACACUACGCUGCACGCAGUUAUUACAGUAUGAAGAAGAUGAUUGGGUCCGAGACAUAGCUGCAACAAAGCUUCAACGUUCCAACCAUGAGCAAGAGAAAGAUAAGGAAGUAGCGACUUCUCAGGGUGAAAUCAAAGCUUUAAGGGCAAUUGAGGCUCUCAAGGACAAGGCCAUAUAA